Molecule: messenger RNA, 717 nt
Organism: Rotaria sp. Silwood1
Lineage: Eukaryota; Metazoa; Rotifera; Eurotatoria; Philodinida; Philodinidae
Source: the annotation of a GenBank genome assembly
AUGCCGCGUACGAAUCGUGCAAAAUGCGUUGCUUGCGAUCGAACUAUUCGAAGUCCAAGUAUACGUCUUUUAUCCACAAAUCUUCUCAGAAUUUUCGUAUCAAUUGAACAACGUAAACGAGUCACAGCCACCGAUGCUAUAUGCUAUAGUUGUCGAUGGAGAUACAUUCAAUGGAAGAAAUUGACGAUGGGUGAUUUUGAUCACUUUAAUACCAUUGAUCAAGAUGAUUCGGAACCCGAUGAUGAAAUAAAUGGAAACGAUGACACGGUAAUGAGUGUUUCGUCUUCAAUGUCAACUGAUGAAGAGGAUGAAAAAAUGGAUCCGGCAGAGAACAAAGGCACAACGAUUAGUUUUCCUGUAUCUCGUUGCUCGAAAUCACAUAGAUAUUGUAUCGUGUGCUCAGAGAAAAAUUCCAAAUCAAUGCGUGUAUUAACAAAAGAACAACGUACCAUGAUUUUUCUAAAACGAGGAAUUCUCGUACCUGAAAAUGCUCGCUGUUGCUCUCUACAUAUGUAUAAUCGUCAACUCACUUAUGAAGCAGUGGAAAUGAUUCAGCCUUCAAAAUUUGAUACUUUGAUUUUAAAUGGUGAUGAUGUCCAGAAUUUAAUAAACGAUUUUCGAUUAGCUAUUGAUAAUAGUAAAUCGUUUGAUUUUGAUAAUCCAAGCAGUCUCGAUGAUGAGGCUUACAAAACAAUUACUGGUCUUAAUCGAGGUUGA